Dromaius novaehollandiae (emu) is the source of this 2537-nucleotide messenger RNA. It is a transcript of the gene TMEM109, whose product is annotated as transmembrane protein 109. The transcript has 3 exons. NCBI's taxonomy places the organism in Eukaryota, Metazoa, Chordata, Aves, Casuariiformes, Dromaiidae. The record is from RefSeq and is a predicted model, not a curated record. Gene Ontology annotation, biological process: intrinsic apoptotic signaling pathway in response to DNA damage by p53 class mediator; cellular response to gamma radiation. The coding region runs from base 937 to 1644 and encodes 235 amino acids.
AGAGGUGGGGAAGGCUGAGGAUGGGGUACCGGGGGUGGGGGAGAUGGGGAACUUUGGGAUCAGGGGCCUGGGAAAUUGGGGGCACCCAGGAGAUGUAGAGAAAGGGAGCACCCAGGUGGUGGAGACACCCCGUGAGGGGAGGCGUCUGUAGGUGGGGGGAGACGGGGCACCCCGUAGCGAUACCUUGGGGGCUGAGGAGGGCCGGGGUACCGAGGCAGAGGUGGCAGCAGGGGCCAGGGCAGGAUGGGCUACGUGGGCGUGCAACGGGCCGAGGGAGAACUGGAUGCUGGGGGAGCAGGGUGUCCCAGAGGAGCUGGAGGUGAUGGAGCUGGCGCCCCGUGGCCCCGGCGCAGCCGUCCCUCCGGGGACAGUGAGGGGUGCCGGGCGCUCGGCUCGGCCACCCGAGAGGUCCCCCUGCACGGCCCCCGGCUGCUCGCCGAGGCUCGGGUGUCCUUGGGCUUGGCCGGCCCUGGCAUCCUGCUGACGCAGCCUGGAGCCCGCCGGGGACGGCUUGCUAAAGAUAGCCCCCUGGCCGGCCUGGCCAGGGCUGACUCGGCAGCGGGCGCCUGGCACCCCACUCAGCCCAGCCCCGUAGCCCACGGGGCGCACGUGCUGGCCCGGGGCAGGAAUACCUCCAGCUUUGGAGUGGGGCUGGCUGCCCCCGGCCCAGAUUACCAGUCUGGGUAAUCCCAGCUCGCUGGUGAGGCACCAGCCCUGGCACUGGGAGCAAUUUGGGUGUGCUGAGAAGCUGCUGGGCCGCAGCCAGGGCUGAGGCUUGACUGACAGCAGAGGUGGCGUGGGGAAGGCGUCAGCUGCUUAGUGCCCGCGCCAGCGUGGGGGCAGCAGGGCCCCUGCCCCGUCCAGCCUAGUGCCACCCGGACUCUCUCCCCCCCCCCCGCCCCCGCACAGGUUCCUGGGCUGGACGCAAGACCGAAGAUGGGGAGCGAUCUGGGGUGCUGGCUCCCGCUCAAGGCUGUGCUGGCUCUGCUCCUGGGGGCCACCUUACUUGGGGCAACAGCAGGCAGGAUGGAGGAUGGGCAGGAAGGCUUCUGGAGGCAGGAGGCCGUCGCCGGUGACUUCCUCUCGCGGCUGGGCCGAGCUGUGAGGGAGACCCUAGAGACCUGGGUGGGCCGCGAGCCCCUGCAGCUGGUGGUGGAGAGCCUCUCCACUGUGCUCUGGACUGUGUCCUCGGGCAUCUCCGUGGCUCUGACCACACUCUGCAAGAUCCUGGGAGACAUCCUGACUGCCUUUGGCCUGAAUGGGGACAUCCUGGUGCAGAGCGUGAGCCUGGGCCCUGGCGAGGUGCAGAAGCUGCUGCUGUGGGGCCUGGCCAUGCUGGUGAGCUGCUGGCUGCUGUCGCGGCUGCUGGGGCUGGUGCUGGACCUCCUGGAGUACGCGCUGUGGUGGGUGAAGCUGUGCUGCUUCCUGCGAGCCUUCUCCUACAUUGUGGCCUCCCAGGAGAACCCCACGGUGCAGGCGGGGCUGUUGCUGGGGCUGUGGGUGCUCUACGCCCUGCUGGGGCGCCUGGCGGGGGCGCACGGUCCCAGUGCAGAGCUGGAGGCCACCGUGCGCAGCCUCGAGUGGAAGGUGGAGGAGCUGGGACGGCGGCAGAAGUGGGGGGGUCCCCGGAACCGGGAGGAGUGAGCUGGUGUCGGGGAGGGGGGGCCAGGGCACGGCCCACCCCGCUGCACCAUCGCCAGUGCAUCUUGGUUGCCUGGCCCCGGCCUGCCACCCGUGCCAGCACCCCCAGCACGCGUCCUGCCUGCUGUGCCCCCGCACCCCAUCUCUGCCCUCCCCACCAGUCCCCCCACUGUGGCGCGCCUCCCUUCCCGUUGCCACCACCCACCCGCUCCCCCGGUUGAGGCUGAGUUGGGGUGAACACCAGCCCAGGAGCCCCGUGUUGCAGUGAGGGGAACAGGGUGCCUGCUCCAUGCAGCACCCACAGAGCGGGGGACCUGCUCCCUACAUGCACUCCACAGUGUCUUAAUUCAAGCCAGCGAUGCCUUACGCAGCCUGCACCCGUGGAAGGAGGUGGGGGGGGGGUCUUGGUAUGGCCAUAGUGACCCCCUUUGCCCCCCAACUCCAAACCCAGCCCCACCAAAGAGGAAAGCGGGGGGGGGGGGCAUUUUGAUCCGCGGUGCAUUUGCCUAGUCUGGCAGUGGCGCCACGCGCCCGCCCAUGCCAAGCAUGCAGGCGUUGUGUCCAUCUGUCUGGGGAGCAGGUGUGGACGUGGCUCGGCAGGAGGGAGGGGAUUCGGCUUACCGAAUCCCACCGAAGGGUGGGAAGCUGCUUUGCUCCUCCAGGUGUCUGUUGGAGGGGGGUCUGCAGCCACGGGCCUCCCUUUGGGGAAAGCAGCCGUGAUUUCUCUCCUUUCCCCAAACUGGGGCUUGUGUUUGUGUGUGGGGGGAUGCCAAACUGCUGCCAUGCACCUCUUCUAGGAGAUGGCUGCCAAACCCUGCGUUGUCGGUUCUUGCUUUUUUAAGCUGCUUUUUAAACUAUUUUGAUACGGAGUACCAAAUAAACACUAUUUAAUCACA